CGCCCUCCCCGCCGCCGCCGCUGCCUUCCCGGAGCCUGCGGGCGGCGCGGAGGCCGAGGAGCGCUCGCUGCAGCACAUGCUACGCGCCAUAGCCGAGGAGCGCGGCCGCCUCAGCCUGCGCCGCGAAGUCUGCGGCCUCGGGUGCUUCAAGGAUGACCGCAUCGUCUUCUGGACUUGGAUGUUCUCUACCUACUUCAUGGAGAAGUGGGCCCCGCGGCAGGACGACAUGCUCUUCUACGUGCGCCGGAAGCUGGCGUACGUGGGCAGCGAGGGCGCCGUCGACGGGCGGAAGCUGGCUGAGGCGGAGCCCGAGGUGGAGGUGGAGGUGUACCGGCGGGACUCCAAGAAGCUGCCGGGCCUCGGAGACCCUGACAUCGACUGGGAGGAGAGCGUCUGCCUGAACCUCAUCCUGCAGAAGCUGGACUACAUGGUGACAUGUGCUGUGUGCACACGAGCUGAUGGGGGGGACAUCCACAUCCAUAAGAAGAAAUCCCAGCAAGUGUUCGCAUCCCCCAGUAAACAUCCCAUGGACAGCAAAGGCGAAGAAUCCAAGAUCAGCUACCCCAACAUCUUCUUCAUGAUCGACAGCUUUGAGGAGGUGUUCAGCGACAUGACCGUGGGCGAAGGAGAGAUGGUCUGUGUGGAGCUGGUGGCCAGUGACAAAACCAACACGUUCCAAGGGGUCAUCUUUCAGGGCUCCAUCCGCUACGAGGCGCUCAAGAAGGUGUACGACAACCGCGUGAGUGUGGCUGCCCGCAUGGCACAGAAGAUGUCCUUUGGCUUCUACAAGUACAACAACAUGGAGUUUGUGCGCAUGAAGGGGCCGCAGGGCAAGGGCCACGCUGAGAUGGCGGUCAGCCGAGUGUCCACCGGUGACACGUCCCCCUGCGGGACCGAAGAGGACUCCAGCCCGGCUUCGCCCACGCACGAGCGGGUGACCUCCUUCAGCACUCCGCCGACGCCCGAGCGCAACCACCGGCCCGCCUUCUUCUCCCCGUCCCUCAAGAGGAAGGUGCCCCGGAGCCGGAUGGCGGAGAUGAAGAAGUCUCACUCCGCCAACGACAGCGAGGAGCUCUUCCGGGAGGAUGACGGGGGAGCCGACCUGCACAAUGCCACCAACCUGCGGUCUCGGUCCCUGUCCGGCACGGGGCGCUCCCUGGUCGGGUCCUGGCUGAAGCUGAACAGAACAGACGGUUAUUUCCUUCUUUACGCACAUUUAACCUACGUCACUUUGCCGCUGCACCGGAUUCUAACAGACAUCCUGGAAGGACGGCAGAAGCCCAUCCUGAUGACCUAGCCGUGUGCGGAGCCGCCAGCCCUGCCCAGUCCUGGGAGUGCUGCCAAGUGCCUACCUGUCCACCGCCACUGGGGUCUGCCGGACCACCCAGCGCCGCAGCCGGAGCCAGGCGGGACCACUCGACUCCCGGGGCCAGGGCCACAGCCCCGCCGACACCAGCCCAAACUGAAGUGCCUCGUCCCCCCUGCCGCUGGCUCUGCCCUGCCUCUGCCCACCCACCCGGCACCCUCGGCCCGUCUCUGGAGAACCCUCUGCACCCAAAGAGGACCAGAGACGCCAAGAGGCAUAAGAGGGAGCCAGAGGAGCAGCCAGCGUCCAGAGGGAGUCCAGCCCUACGGACCCGACGUACGCAUCCCGACAGACGGCGGGCAGAGACCACUGGCUGGGGGCGCGCAGUGUGUCAGACUGGCCGCACUGUAGGCACA
Messenger RNA from Kogia breviceps (pygmy sperm whale), 1722 nucleotides. RefSeq names its product KIAA0930 ortholog. NCBI's taxonomy places the organism in Eukaryota, Metazoa, Chordata, Mammalia, Artiodactyla, Physeteridae. The record is from RefSeq and is a predicted model, not a curated record.